AUGGCUUCUCCUAUCUCCCUAAGCGUAUCCACGCGGUUGUCCUCUUCCGUUCCGACCCUAGUGUCCCCAUCCUACGAGCGUCCAGCAUCACCAUUUUCAACGCACAGUAGAGAUAGUAGUAGUGACUCACUGUCUCUCCGGUCUGGCUUCCAAGGCAGUGCCUUGGAACGGGAUACGGAACUGAAGCGUAUAAUAUUUACGGCAAUCAAUGACGAUGACAGAGAUACCCUACUGGAUCUAUUUGCCAACUAUCCGGCUCCUACCGAUGUUCUUCAGCUCUUGUUGACAACAACAUAUCCGAACGCCGAUGGUUUCUAUCAACUUGACGAAGAGGUGCUGAACGAUGCAGCAGAAUUGCUGGGACCUAGCAUUUCCCAACUUAACGCUAUUCAAAUUGCCUGUGUUCUGAACGAAGAGGACAUUGCUCUUGACAUUCUUGAAUUUGUUGCCCGCGUAACUGAAGAGAUUGAGUCGCGCAAAGUUCUAUAUGAAUUCAUGGGGCGGGUCUGGGGCAAUGGCAAUACUGUCUUGCACUUGGCGUCAUUUCAGGGUAUGAGCGAACUAGUGAAAAGACUGUUGGAACUUGGAGCGGCAAGUCGGAAGAAGAAUGAGAGAAAUUACAUGCCAGUGGAUUGUGCGGAUGACGAUGUUACCAGAGAGAUGUUUGGGAAUAAUUACGAAGUUGCACCCCCACCCCCACCAAUGUCGGUAGUGAUAAGUAAUUCGCCACCAACAUUCUCCUCUAUGGAGAACUUGGCACGAACAAAGCAAGCACCGCUCGACAAACAAGUCAGUCUACCGAUCUUUGCGGAAGACAAGGAAUCUGGCCGACAUACGAAAAGUGUAUCAGUGGAUGAAGGCAAAUCAAUUUUGGAGAGUAUCGCAGCAAGCUCAGCUGUAAUAUCGCCAGAAGAAAAAUUAGCGUCUAUAAAAUCCUCAAGCUCUCUUUUGGGGCUCGGGAAGGGAAUGGCCGGUGCCAACGUGGUGGUCGUUGGUGUGGACAAGAUGACCCAAGAGGCACUGGUAAAUAUUAGUACCUCUGCCUCUAAAAAGUCACCCAGAACAACGCCGCGCAAAUCCAGCUUCCCGAGAACUAGACCUGAGGAGCGGAAUGUCCAGAAGAAAUCUGUAAGAUUCGACCCGCCCACACUGUUGCUCCAUCUAUGUCAAUACGGUGCCUCUGAAGACCCCAACUACCUUAAUUCCGUAAAGUCAUGCAUUUCACAUGAAACGUUCGAUAUCAACACCCUUUUCACUCCCCAGAAGGGCUUGACUCCACUACACCAAGCCUGCACCCAUGGGCAAACAGAAAUCGUUGCGCUAUUACUAGAACAGACAUCGACUUUGGUUAACACGCGAGAUACGGAGGGUUGGACACCCCUCCAUUGCGCUUGUGCAGAAGGGCACGUUGAUGUUGUGCGGCUACUGGGAGCGUGCCAAGGGAGAAGCGAGAAAGGUGGAAAGCGGAAAGCAAGGGACGUCGGAUUAGUACAGUGGAUGGAAAAUGAUGAAUGGGUAUUCUGUCCACCUGAUGGGCCGAUCGAAUUGAUACCAAUAAAUAAUGAUGGAGAAGCGCCAGAAGAUAUUGUUUUGGAAGAGAAAGCUGGCGAGAUUCUGCAGAUCAUCAGCGAUCUCAAGGAAAGAUUCCCACCCCCCGAGGAAUACUAUGAAAGCCUGGGGGACGAUGAUGAUGUAGAAAUUCGAGAGCCAAACGAUGAGAUAGAACCCGAAGACGCUGAUGAGAAUAUAGAGGAAAUUGCAGCGCACAAGACGGACGAAAGUUGCUUGCCAAAUCUAGCAAGCAUAAGCGGGGAGGUGCCCAAGCCCGUGGAACAAUUAGUUCCGCAUGAAACAGACGUUGGCAAUGCGGAUGAAAUCUCAUCUGCACCUAGUAAAGUUGGUGACGCGCUCGCGGAUGUGCCAGCAGCCGUUGUCGAAGGGAAAUCUGAGAGUGCGACCAAAGACAUGCCUAUCACUUUGGUCUCUCUAUCGGAACGAAAUGGAAUUGCCGAUACCAGAAAUACAGAGCGCGAUUUAGACCAACUCAAAACGGCAGUCAGUCAACCAACCACACCGUUGCGCAUAUCAAGCACACAAGAGAGGCCACCGGAGCCCACAAACCGCCUUACGUCGCCACGCUCAUCGCGACAUGGAAGCAUAGAUAGUUUGCCAGUCUCAAUGCUUCCCGUUCCUACUUUCGUGCGACGCAGCACCUCCGACCUAUCAGCCUCGAUACCGGCCGCGAAAUCAAUAACGUCACCACCUUCCACCCCAAAUAGGACAUCCCACUCAGAAUUGGCAGACGUGGCCCCAUCGCUGCUGCCUCGCCGGGUCUCCCCGCCGUCCUUGCCCCCUACGCGUGCCACCGCGGCGAGCGUACGACCAUUAGAUCCAGACACAUUGAAUGACUCGAUAGCGACAAGAACGGUCACAUCGCUCGGGUCAAGCUCGAAAACGGACAUUGAGCCAUGUGUUCAGCCUGAGAUACCAAUACCAUCAGCAUUAUCUUCAGCAGCCGCUCGACCACCACCAGCACCACCAGCACCGCAUAUUCCAUUGCCAGCACCAACAUCCCACACAAGUAUAACACCAGCGGCGGUCAAGUCCAGCGAAUCACUCUCGAUUGUCACUAGCAUCGCCACUCAGGCCUCACCAGCAACACUGACGCGUAUGCGAGGUCAUUCAAUAACAUCCCCUUCACCUGAUUCAUCACCCAAGAAACCCCCACCUCUUCAGAUUGUUACAUCUGUAAGUCUCUUGCCAACCCCGCCAUCCGACGAGCCCUCAAGCACAACCCCGACCCGAUCCCGUAUACAACGGAGUAGACGACCGUCCGUGGCAAGAUCUGAGGCCACACCCAUAGAUCUCAAGUUCCUGCAGGGAGAUGGGGAUACAAGUUCCAGUGGGGCAUCAGCAGACACAUCGCCCAUGACAACGCCGACAGCGACAUAUACGCAUUCACCUCUGACACCUUCACCACCCAAGCCACUGUCACAUCACAUCACCUCGAAUCUUGUUAGACGAGAGGGAACACUUUCGAUGGGCCGCAAGUACGGCACCGGUCGCCCUUCCACGGUCUCGACCUCGACUUCUUCAUCUGCGAGUCAGUAUAUCCCGCGGGCGACACAUGGUAAUAUUAGAUCUGGUUUAUCCCCAUCCAUGGCUUUGCCCCCUACCUAUGCUCCCCGACCGCCCAAACCACCUCUCCAAACUGCCCACAUUAAAACACCGCUUGCCUCACAAGGGAGACCCAUCAGACCAGUUAUUACUGAUGGAGAGAUGCCGGUUAGGAAGGGAAGCGUCAGGGAAGCCGUCGCAGCCCUUGAAAGGGAGCGGCGAAGGUAGUUGUUGAAUAUUUUAUGUUUAGAUUUUUUUUGGGGGCUUUGGUUUUUACAAAUGGACAAAAACUGGCUCUGAGGGCAAACCCAACAAUGCAAUGACAACAAAUGCUAAUGCUGCUACAAACUGUGUUAUUUUGAUUUCCAAG
Spizellomyces punctatus DAOM BR117 is the source of this 3487-nucleotide messenger RNA. RefSeq lists its product as uncharacterized. The coding region runs from base 1 to 3345 and encodes 1114 amino acids. The record is from RefSeq and is a predicted model, not a curated record. The transcript is spliced from 5 exons. NCBI's taxonomy places the organism in Eukaryota, Fungi, Chytridiomycota, Chytridiomycetes, Spizellomycetales, Spizellomycetaceae. Gene Ontology annotation, molecular function: protein binding.